CUCAAUCCCGUGCUUCGGAUACAAACGCUUGGCCUGCACUGAAGCUGUAUUUUAUAGUAGUUGCGCACCUCAACAGUUCACACAGAACUAUGGGAACCGGAGUGGGAAGUAGUGCUUUUCUGCCUUGUUCUGAUGAUUUAAUGGCAAAAGAAGAACUUCAUCUUGUUCUGUGGUGGUUGUAACCUCCGCUGUAGUUGCGUUUAUUUUAUGUUUUACUUUUUUUUUUUCAUGAAUCCUGGGGAUAUUUGAGCUUGGUCAUAAAAGGAAGCGUGCAGUCAGUGGUUCGGUGGAUUGACUUCUCAAGUAGGAAUGGCCACUGCAAGGCUUGAUUACGUUGCUCCGUGGUGGACAUACUGGCUGCACAAUUUCCCUCACUUCAAUUUCUUUUUCCAGUCGGUCGACAACACUUUCACACCGGAGGAAGCGAGCUAUCAGCAGUCUCUGAUAUUUCUAGCAUGUGUUGGUGCAGUGGGUCUGGGUCUGAGCCUGCUGGUUCUGACAGUAUGCCUGGUCUGCUUGUGUUGCUGCCGCAGGGACUUAGAUGAAGACACCAAAAGACCUGAUACCUGCUGCCUCACUUGGUCUGCUGUCAUCACAGGCCUCAUUAUAUGUUCUGCUGUAGGAGUGGGUUUCUAUGGAAACAGUGAGACCAACGAUGGGGUGUACCAGCUGACCUACUCGCUCUACAAUGCCAAUCACACAUUGGGUGGCCUCAACAAUCUGGUUGCAGGAUCUCUGGGCAAUGUUCAAACUGGACUCAAGCAGCACCUGGAACGACUGGAUGAAAUCUUUUCCACAAACCCAGACUACCUCCAAUCUCUGCGCUUCAUGAAGCUGAUGGUUAACAACGUCAUUCGUGAGAUGAAUACUCUGCCUGAUAUCACCAAAGCAAAUGUUGAUUUGGCAGCCAUUGCUGACCAAACGGCUUUAAUUGAGUAUUACAGAUGGCUGACCUUUUUGCUGUUGCUGAUCCUGGAUCUGGUCAUCUGCUUGGCCAUAUGCUUGGGGAUGGCCAAGCAGUCUCGAUGGCUCCUUAUCACGAUCAUGGCUUUUGUAGUGCUGUCUAUGAUCCUCAGCUGGGCCUCACUGGGAGCGGGCACUGCUACAGCUGUGGGCACCAGUGACUUUUGUGUGUCUCCAGACAAGUUUAUUGUUAACCAAACCAAGGAUUUCCUCAGUGAAGAUGUUGCACACUAUUAUUUGUUCUGCAGUCCGAAUCUACCAAACCCUUUUCAACAGUCUUUGACAAUCUGCCAGCGUUCUUUGACCACCAUCCAAAUCCAGAUCCAGGGCUUGCUGCAGUUCUCGUUGCCCUUCUUUCCUACUGCUGAGAGAGACCUUUUGGGGAUCCAGCGACUGCUCAACUCCACCGAGUUCAGUCUCCACCAGCUAACAGCUUUGCUCGACUGCCGCGGGCUACACAAGGACUACCUGGAUGCCCUAAUGGGUGUGUGCUAUGAUGGGGUGGAAGGGCUCCUCUACCUCUCUUUGUUUUCUCUGCUGGCUGCCUGUGCACUCUCUGCCAUGCUGUGUGCAAUUUUUAGAGUGUGGACACUAAUAGGCAGCAGGGACAAAGAGUAUGACGACAUAGAUGAGGAGGACCCGUUCAACCCAGAAGCGCGGCGGCUAUCCUACAACCCCAGAAGGUCCAACAUCCACAGUUUCUGUAGCUAUACCAGCAGCCUCGGUAGCCAGGCCAGCCUUCAUCCACCUCCACAAUCUGCCUCGAAUGUCAUGCCACCUCCUGAAUACAUGAAUCAGUCCAUGCUGUUUGGAGGGAGUCCUCGAUAUGAAAACGUGCCGCUGAUAGGGAGAGGAUCCCCACCUCCCUCGCUAGUUUUAACCAGUAACCACACACCCCCUUGUAAAGCUGCAUACGUACCUCAGCUGUUAGACCUUGGACCUUCCGGCACUGUUUUAUCCACAGAGUGUUUUAUUACUCGCCCAGUAUGAGGACCACUUAUCUAUCUAUGACUGACGCCCAGAUCAGACACUUUGGGACUGACUUCCAGGUGUAACCUGCUACCUACGGAAUCCGCUUUAGAGAAGCACUGUCUGAGAUGCUGGGUUUAUACCAAGGAGGUUGUCUUAAUGGCAUAAUCUCACUGUUCCAAUCUGAGACAUGAAAGCAGGCCAUAUGAGGCAUUUACCGCAGUAAGACACCAAUGCAGUGCUCAGAAAGCCCUGCAUGCAGUUCUGAACAGAGACGACCUGUACAGGUUCCUCUCAAGACUGUUGUGGAUGUUGUCAUGAUGUAUGGAAACACUGUUGCUCCAAUAUAAGCAUUUAUAUAAGCCAAAUCAAGAGCCUUUGAACUGAUUUGAUGAAAAAAAUGUUUUCCGCUUUUUUCUGUAUUCUGGUAGCCUGCAAGGAUAUGAUCAUCGAUACGGUCAUUUGGAUGACUGAAUAUGACCCAUAGAACUUCCAUCAUUGUGAUUUUUUUUCUAAAUCCCUACUCUUUUGGAGUUACUUAAUUCCUUCAUAUUCUGCCUUUGUGCAAUUUGUAAUGGUGCAAAAUGAAAUCAAACCAUAUUUUCAAGUUUUCUAAAUAAUAAACAAAUUUAAAACCAUACCAAAUAUUGUGCUUUUGUUGCGAAGAGCCAAAGAUGCAACUAAUUUGAUAUCUGUGAUCAAUUUAAAUUUUCUCUUUCUAGGUAACUACCACAGGUUUAGGCAUCUCAUUGCUCUAUUCAGUGUAUGACCUGCUGAUCAGGGAUCAGUCAGAUGGUCGUAGCUGAGGGGUUUAUCAUUGUUUUGCUACAUUUGUAGACCAUAUAGCAGUAGCAUGUGGGUACAUUUCCCUGGAUUAAAUAAGCACAACAGAAUGGGAUUUAAUUUACUUCCAGGAAUGUAUCACUGUGCUGUGACACAGCUGGUAAAACAUAAACUGAAUUUGCAUAACUUUAAAGUUGUUCUAAGAUCCAUCUACCCUCAUUAUCUUG
Messenger RNA from Perca flavescens (yellow perch), 2942 nucleotides. Its product is annotated as protein tweety homolog 2-like. Gene Ontology annotation, molecular function: volume-sensitive chloride channel activity; intracellularly calcium-gated chloride channel activity. Bases 310 to 1953 code for a protein of 547 amino acids. Gene Ontology annotation, cellular component: plasma membrane. Lineage: Eukaryota; Metazoa; Chordata; Actinopteri; Perciformes; Percidae. The record is from RefSeq and is a predicted model, not a curated record. The transcript is spliced from 15 exons.